This is a messenger RNA of Trichoderma reesei QM6a, 3060 nucleotides long. RefSeq lists its product as uncharacterized. Gene Ontology annotation, biological process: tRNA re-export from nucleus. The coding region runs from base 1 to 3060 and encodes 1019 amino acids. The transcript has 3 exons. Lineage: Eukaryota; Fungi; Ascomycota; Sordariomycetes; Hypocreales; Hypocreaceae. Gene Ontology annotation, cellular component: cytoplasm; nuclear matrix; nuclear pore. The record is from RefSeq and is a predicted model, not a curated record. Gene Ontology annotation, molecular function: small GTPase binding; tRNA binding.
AUGGAGAGCCAGGUCGAGAACGCCGUCGAGAUUUUGUCGAAUCCCGCCUCCGAUCAGUCUGUUAAGGAGCAGGCGUUUGAUUAUUUGAACCGUCUGAGGACCGACCCAUCAGGAUGGCAAGCGUGCACGAAUCUGUUUGCUCGAAUCCCCCGAACGUCCGAGGUCGUGCGUAUGGUGUGUCUUGAGGUGGUCAACUUCGCCGUUCACACUCAGGGCCUCGAUGCCGACAGCCUGGCCUUCCUUAAGCAGACACUGCUGCAGUAUGUCCGCCAAGCAUACGGCCCCGGGGCUCAGCAAGAGCCGGAUCCUGCGCACCUCCAGAACAAGCUCACGCAGACAUUGACAUACCUCUUCGUCUUCCUCUAUCGUGACGGCUGGCAGAGCUUCCUCGACGACUUCCUCGACUUGACCGGGCUCCCUCAAAACAUCGACAACGUGCCCGGUGUUCUCUUCUACCUGCGAGUCCUGUCGUCGGUGCACGAUGAGAUUGCAGAUAUGCUCCUGUCACGGCAGACGAGCGACUCGAAGCGAAAUACCGAGCUCAAAGAUCAGCUGCGCGCCCAGGAUAUGCAAAAGGUCGCCGAGUCGUGGAAACAGUUGCUCUCCAGAUACAGCGGAAACGAUGUCGUGGUUGACCUUGUUCUGAAAGUCAUCGGCAAGUGGGUGAGCUGGAUGGACAUUUCGCUCGUCGUCAGCCAGGACAUGCUGAACCUGCUGCUGCCCGUGGUUGGGCGGACUGGCAGUGAGGACAAGGUGCGGGAUACUGCUAUCGAUACCCUGACGGAGAUUUGCGGCAAGAAGAUGCGGUCGGCGGACAAGAUGGACAUGAUCUCGUUCCUUAAUUUGCAGAACAUUGUGAGCCAGCUGGUCGCCAGCCCCAUGCUUAACGAACUCAAGGGCACCCCGCAGUACGACACAGAUCUUGCCGAGGCUAUUGCCAAGCUCGUUAACACCACAGUGUCGGAUAUUGUGAGGGCUCUCGACGACAACCAAGCCAGCGAAGAGACACGGACGCUGGCCAAGCAGCAUCUGGACGGCUUUCUUCCGCUUCUCCUGCGGUUCUUCUCCGACGAAUACGAUGAGGUGUGCUCGACUGUCAUCCCAUCAUUGACCGACCUCCUCACCUUUCUGCGGAAGCUGGGUCAGCUUAGCCCAGAAUACUCUGGCAUGCUGUCACCAAUUCUCAAUGCGAUCAUUCGGAAGAUGCGAUACGACGAGACAUCAUCAUGGGGAAAUGAGGACGAGCAGACGGACGAGGCAGAGUUCCAAGAGCUCAGGCGACGCCUGCAGUAUCUCCAGAAAACCAUUGCCGCCAUUGACCAGGGCUUGUAUAUGGACGUUCUGAGCAAUCUCGUGGCCACCACUUUCCAGACGCUGGACCAGGCGGGAUCGCAGAUGGAUUGGCGGGACCUCGACCUCGCACUGCAUGAGAUGUACCUCUUCGGAGAGCUUGCGUUGCCGAACCAGGGUCUUGGCACGAAGAACCAGCCGUCUUCUGAAGCGUCGGAGAGACUGGUCGUGAUGAUGCAGAAGAUGGUUGAAUCAGGUAUUGCCAAUUUCUCUCAUCCCGCAAUCCUCCUUCAGUACAUGGAGAUCUGUGUUAGAUACUGUGCGGUUUUCGAGUCUCAUUCCCAGUACAUCCCCCAGGUCCUGGAAAAUUUCGUGCGUCUGGUCCACCACAACCAUGUGCGUAUCAAGACCCGGUCUUGGUAUCUCUUCCACAGGUUCAUCAAGCACCUGCGCUCUCGUGUCGGCAACGUCGCCGAGACGGUCAUUCAGUCGAUUGGAGAUCUGCUGCCCAUCAAAGCGGAAGUGCCUGGAGAGGAUGCUGAUGAUGAUAUGUCCUCGGACGAGUCGGAUCAUUCUGCGGAUGCGCUCUUCACCAGCCAGCUCUACCUCUUCGAGGCCAUCGGAUGCAUCUCUUCUACACAUAGCACUCCGGCAGAGAAGCAGGCAUUGUAUGCUCGAUCGGUAAUGGACCCCCUCUUCCGGGAUAUGGAGGUUCAUCUUCCUCGCGCCAAGGGGGGCGACGCGCAGGCGACACUCCAGAUCCAUCACAUCGUCUUGGCUCUCGGUACCCUUGCCCAUGGCUUCUCCGACUGGACUCCCGGGACUGCGGCGACAAACCAGCAUGGCCCGCCGGACAAGCUUGUCUCGGACGAGUUUUCUCGCGCGGCGGAGGCAAUCCUUAUCGCCCUCAGCGAGCUGAACUCGUCGGCAGAAAUCAGGACGGCAUGCAGAUCUGCCUUUUCAAAACUGCUGGGCGUCUUGGGUGCUGCCGUUCUCCCACAGCUUCCAAAGUGGAUCGAAGGACUGCUCUCUCAGAGCUCAUCCAAGGAUGAGAUGGCCAUGUUCUUGCGUCUUCUCGAUCAAGUGGUGUUUGGAUUCAAGUCGGAGAUAUACGAGGUUCUCAACAUGCUGUUGACGCCUCUCCUCCAGCGAAUCUUUGGAGGCCUGGGCGAGCCCAUCUCUGGCACGGACGACGAGAUACAGCUGGCCGAGCUCCGGCGAGAAUAUCUCUCCUUCAUUCAAAUCAUCCUCAACAACGGGCUGGAAGGUGUUCUUGUCAGCGAAGCGAACCAAGGCUUCUUUGAGCCCAUGAUUGCUUCUGUCCUCGAGCUGGCAAAGACAUUGGACGGAAACCUCGGCCCCAGCCGCCUGGCCUUUACCAUUAUGGGCCGAAUCUCCUCGCUUUGGGGCGGCCCUGACGUUGCCACAAUCUCAAAGACGCCCUCGGCACCCACCGGCAGUCCCAGCCCGGUAAUCCCCGGCUUCGAUCACUUCAUGAUGGAAAGGUUCCAUUCUACUUGCUGGGAGGUCCUGCGGAAUCCUAACUUUAAGCCGUCGAGCGACGCACAGACGAAGCAAGUCUUGACAGAGAUUGCUGCUUUGGAGCAGACGAUAUACACCAAAACAGGCGACAUGUUCAUACAACAGAUGCAGAACGAGGUUUUCCCUAGCCUGGGCAUCAACGGAGAUGACUUUUUGCGAUCGUUGACCACCUCGGCGGACAAGAGGCAAUUUUCUACAUACCUGCAGCACAUGCUGAGUCGUCGGUAA